Molecule: messenger RNA, 3869 nt
Organism: Oncorhynchus masou masou (cherry salmon)
Lineage: Eukaryota; Metazoa; Chordata; Actinopteri; Salmoniformes; Salmonidae
Product: myocyte-specific enhancer factor 2B-like
Exons: 9
Coding region: 269-1546 (425 amino acids)
Biological process (GO): positive regulation of transcription by RNA polymerase II
Molecular function (GO): DNA-binding transcription factor activity, RNA polymerase II-specific; RNA polymerase II cis-regulatory region sequence-specific DNA binding; protein dimerization activity
Source: RefSeq, a predicted model, not a curated record
UGUUGGAAGGAGCGCUUCUGAAUCAUCAUCCUCGAGCAUCAAGUGGACACUUCUAGCCACGGAACUGCGUAUUCUAUUCACUUCAACGAAGACGAAGAGCUCUUGAAUAAUUUUGAGACAGGAAACAAACUAGUAAUAUACUCUGCUGUCGUAUUUCUCAGUAAAUACCGGGUCAAACGCAGAGCCUACAAUAAAGAAAAAGGGAAAAACGUGACACUGGAGAAACAUCAAAGAAUAGUGUAAAGCCACCUGUCAGACUGUGAUCACAAUGGGAAGGAAAAAAAUACAAAUCUCUCGUAUCCUGGACCAGCGGAAUAGACAGGUUACUUUCACCAAGCGUAAGUUUGGCCUGAUGAAGAAGGCGUAUGAGCUGAGUGUGUUGUGUGACUGUGAGAUUGCCCUCAUCAUCUUCAACAGCACCAACCGUCUGUUCCAGUACGCCAGCACUGACAUGGACAAGGUCCUACUCAAGUACACAGAGUACAGCGAGCCUCACGAGAGUAGGACCAACACAGACAUAAUGGAGACUCUGCGGAGGAAAGGCCUGGGUCUGGACGGGACAGAGCUGCUGGACACUGAGGAGCCCAUGCAGGUUGCAGCAGAGAAGUUCGGUACACUAAGCGAGGGCAUGGACCUCUCCCUGGCCCGCCAGCGCUACUAUGCCCCCUCCCUGCUCUCACCCGAGGCCCAGUUCCUGGUGACUGCUAGCUGUGAGAAUGGAUACCCCAACUCGUCCAACCCCAGCCUGAGCUCCCACAGACCCCCUGCCUUCAAGCCACUGGGCCCCAGACCAGGCUCAGUCAGCCCUGCAGGGCCCCACAGCCACACUGCCUUCAUGUCUCCACACUCAGGUAUUGGCUACUCCAUGUUCUCCCAUGGCAACCUGAGCCGGGCCUUGGAGAUGAAGACUCCUCCCCCUUUGAACCUGGGCAAUGACAACCGGCGGGCAGAGAGCCACCCUGGUAUGGGUGGCAUUCGCGCCAACCUCAACAGUGCUAGAGGCAUACUGUACCAGGGCAUGCACCCAGGGAACCACAUGCUGACCACGGGGAAGGCAGGUCUGCUGGGCCAGAGUCUUGGGGGCUACGGCCUCUCUGCUGGACCAUCUGACUACAGCCACCCAGGUUUCUCCCAUGCUGUGAGUCUACAGCGUGGUACAGUGAACCUGUGGCAGACGGCACAACAGCAGGAGCAACAUGUACCCCACCUCAGCCCAGCGAUGUCCAGCGGAGGGUGCUCUUUUCCCUCUCAGGCCUCCACUCCCACCACUCCUCCUCAACCCUCCCUCAACCUCAGCAUCAAAUCAGAGCGAGCCUCCCCGGACCGCAUCUGCUCUGCGACCUCUCCGCCGCUGCAACAUCUGAGGCAGCACUCUCCAAUGAGCACCCCCGAUUCUGCUUGCCGCACUCCCCAGGAACCUUACCCAGCCAAUGAGAGAGAGGAAUUCCCCAAAGGAGGUUUUCCCUACCCGGCUCAGCAAGGGGCAGAGGAGAAAGGGGGGCUGCCCCUGAGGCAAUUAGAAAUUAGCGAUGGGUGGCAGAGAUAGUUGGCAGCGACUACCACACACCACCCACCCUCCUUCAAGCCAAAGCAAGCCUGCCACAUGGUUGCCCACUCACAGAGAGAGGAGGAUGGGGAGAUGAGGUUCAUUAAUUCACAUCAUCCCAGAGGAAAGAAAGACCCCCCUUAGAGCUGGGCUGGACUCUCCCUUGUGGGUGAUGGACAUGUGUCACUGCCUCUCUGAUCCUGAUAUAUUGCUGGGUGUGUUGUUGGGUUUUGUUGGUUUGUCUGUGUGUUGGGGUCAGAGGGUAUGUCAAACCACAUAUCAGUGUGGUUCUCUCAUCCUGUUUGAGCUACAGAGCAGAGGGUAAGGGAGAUUCAGUCAUUUAGCCAUGUUCUUAGAGCACUGUGUUUCAGAGUAGUACUUUACAUUCAGGUCCCCAGUUACAGUGCCUUCGGAAAGUAUUCAGACCCCUUGACUUUUUCCACAUAUUGUUAGAUUACAGUCUUAUUAUAAAAUUGAAUAUUUUUUUUCCAUCAAUCUACACACAAUACCCCAUAAUGACAAAGCAAAAACAGUUUUUUUGCCAUUUUUAACAUAAGAAUUCAGACCCUUUACUCAGUACUUUGUUGAAUCACCUUUGGCCGUGAUCACAGCCUUGUGUCUUUUUGGGUAUGAUGCAACAAGCUUGACACACCUGUAUUUGGGGAGAUUCUCCCAUUCUUCUCUAAAGGCCUGAUGGUGGAGUGCUGCAGAUCCUCUCAAUAUAUGUCAGGUUGGAUGGGAAGUGUUGCUGCACAGCUAUUUUCAGGUCUCUCCAAAGAUGUUAGAUCGGGUUCAUGUCCGGGCUCUGGCUCGGCCACUCGAGGACAUUCAGAGACUUGUCCAAAACACUCAUGCAUUGUGUUGGCUGUCUGCUUAGGAUCGUUAUCCUGUUGGAAAGUGAAUCUUCACCCUAGUCUGAGGUCCUGAGUGCUCUGGAGCAGGUUUUCAUCAAGGAUAUCGCUGUACUUUGCUCCGUUCAUCUUUGCCUCGAUCCUGACUCGUCUCUCAGUCAAUGCCGCUGAGAAACAUCCCCACUGCAUGAUUCUGCCACCACCAUGCUUCACCAUAGGAAUGGUGCUAGGUUUCCUCCAGAUGUGACGCUUGACAUUCAGGCCAAAGUGUUCAAUCUUGUUUUCAUCAGACCAGAGAAUCUUGUUUCUCAUGGUCUGAGAGUCUUUAGGUGCCUUUUGGCAAACUCCAAGCAGACUGUCAUGUGCAUUUUACUGGGGAGUGGCUUCCAUCUGGCCACUCUACCAUAAAGGCCUGAUGGUGGAGUGCUGCAGAGAUGGUUGUCCUCCUUGAAGGUUCUCCCAUCUCCAGAGGAACUCUCUAGCUCUAUCAGAGUGAUUAUCGGGUUCUUGGUCACCUCCUCCAAGGCCCUUCACCCCCAAUUGCUCAGUUUGGCCAGGCGGCCAGCUCAAGGAAGAGUCUUGGUGGUUCCAAACUUCUUCCGCUGAAGAAUGAUGGAGGCCUUCAACGCUGCAGACAUUUUUUGGCACCCUUCCCCAGAUCUGUGCCUCGACACAAUCCUGUCUCGGAGAUCUACCGACAAUUCCUUUGACCUCAUGGCUUGGUUUGUAAAUAAGGUAUAUAUGUUUUGUCAUGAAGUAUUGUGUGUAGAUUGCUGAGGAUGUUUUCUAUUUAAUACAUUUUAGAAUAAGGCUGUAAUGUAACAAAAUGUGGAAAAAGUCAAGGGGUCUGAAUACUUUUCGGAGGUACUGUAUAUAACUUUAAUGCUUUAGCCUUUAGCCCAAAAUCAAUGAAGUGGUCAGCUCACAGGAGACCGAUUAGGGAGCACCAAGGUUCUACUCAUCUAUCAUAGUGGCACGCCCUCUGUGAUAGUGAGUGGGAAGUUAGUCUGGAUAGGAAUUGAUUAAAGAAAAACAAAAAUGCAAUCUGCACUUAUGGAUUUUUGUAUUUAAAAUCUGUGCAUCAAUAAGUCUCUCAGGGAUUUGGAUCAUUGGUUCCAUUAUACAGGGUUAGUGUUGCUUUUUAAGGCUAGAAAAUUACUGAGCAGAGCAGUUUGUUUUUACACUAUAUACUGCAUAGUUAAAGUCUUUAUCUUUGGACACUGGCCUUAGUAAUGCAAAAUGAUGACAAAUUUAAGACGAAAGGGAAUGUAACAUGUGCUUUAUUUCUUAUUAAUGGAUAUUGUGUUCAAUUUAAUUAUUUGUGAAGCAAUAUCUGAAACAAGCCAACAUUUAGCAUAUAAUGGUGUAUAAGAAUCAUUACUAGUUAUCAUCGUACAUCUUCAAUCUAUUCCUGCUUGUGAUGCUCAAGGUCCAUAUUCACUAUAACCAUUUUAUAAAGUUGAGCUUUACUA